AUAUGUGUGGAAAAAAAAGUAACAACUUUUUCAGCGGAGCUGCCCUUGCACAAUAGGCUUUCUAUUUAUCCACUAGCACCAAUGCCUCUAAUACUUUUGGACAACAGUUUCAGGGAUAUCCGACUAAGCGAAAAGACAGCUGUCUGUUGAGCUAAAUCUUUGAUAUACAACGGGGCAGAAUGCAAGGACUAAAUGCCAUUUUACUCUUUUUCAUCUUUGUCUGCUGCAUCAGGGGUAAGAAGAUGCGGUGGUGCACAGUGUCGGAUCCAGAACAGAGGAAGUGUGCAGAACUAGCUAAAGCUCUGGUGGCCGUGCUGCCGCCCGCUGCUGUGGCAGCUUUCGCCAGACUCUCAUGCAUACGAGUGUCCAGCACCACCGACUGCAUCGACAGGAUCAGGGCAAAUCGUGCUGAUAUUGUGACGUUAGACGCAGGAGAAGUUUAUUCUGCAGUGAAACAGUUUGGCCUCGUUACCAUCGCCAAGGAGAUAUACAGUGGCGGAGGCUGUAUUCUGUCUGUGGCUGUGGUGAGAAACAGCAGUUUGGACAUCCGAUCCCUGCAGGGCCUUAGGAGCUGUCACAGUGGGUUUAGAUGGACGGCUGGAUGGAGUCUUCCCCUCGGCUUCCUGCUGUCCCGCAACUACCUGAACUGGUCGAAGGAGCAGCCCCUCAGUCGGGACGUCAGUACCUUUUUCAGUGCCAGCUGUGUUCCUGGAGCUGCUGCCAUGGCACCAACUCUGUGUUCUCUGUGCCAAGGCCAGAAGUCCUACAUUCGCCAGAAGAAUUCCCACUGUGAAAUGUCCCACAGUGAGCCCUUUUACAACAGCCAUGGGGCCCUCAGAUGUCUCAGGAGUGGGGCAGGAGAUGUUGCAUUUGUGGACCAUUUAGCCCUUGAAAGUGUUCAAGACAGUGAUGGAGAUGAGUUCAAGCUAUUAUGCACAGAUGGCACACAAGCUCCUCUCAGCCAUUACAGAAACUGUAAUCUGGGUCGUGGUCCAGGAGGCGGAACGGUCACCAGAUUUAACUUUCGCAAGAUUGCUAGCAAAUUUCUGUUGACUGUACAGAUGCUGUUUGGCCAACGAGGGAGAGAGAGACGGCGCUUCCAACUCUUCAACUCAUCUUCCUUUGGAGAAAACAACCUUCUUUUCAAGGACUUGACGGAUAAACUAGCUGUUCUGCCAGAUGACAUGGACGUCAGUCAGGUGCUGGGGCUGGAUUAUGUGGCACUCCUCAAAGGUCUUGGACAUGAAGGGAGCUCACUGGAGGACAGUGUUGUACGAUGGUGCUGUAUUAGCCAUGCAGAGCAGAAGAAAUGUGAGCAGUGGGCUCUCAAUAUUAAGUCAGACCCGCUGGUGUGUGUCCAAGCCAUCUCAAUGCGCGACUGUAUCGAGAAAAUUAAGAGGGAUGAGGUGGAUGCCGUCUCCCUGGAUGCAACUCACUCUUUCAUCGCAGGAAAAUGUGGUCUUGUCCCUGUAGUUACAGAAUAUUAUGGAGGAAAAUGUGUCCUUUCUGAGGGAUCAACCCACUUGGAGACAGACGUGUUGCCCUCAGUGGUGGGUGUGGCAGUGGUGAAGCGCUCCAGCAGAAACGUAUUCAUGGGGAACCUCGGAGGCCGCCGCUCAUGUCUUGGCCACAUGUACAGCCCUGCAGGCUGGCUGCUGCCAUACAGACACACAUUAAGCCUGGAGCAUAACAGCAGCUCCCCCUGUGAUCCAAACCAAGUGUACAACGACGUGUUCUGGAAAGGCUGCCUUCCUGGCUCUCAGGGGAAUCUGUGUAAAGUGUGUCUGGGAGGCACCGUGGAGGCUGCCACCAAACGCUGUGCUGACAACCACAAUGAGCGUUACUAUGGCAACAUGGGGGCAUUAAGGUGUCUGGUUGGAGAUCCCAGUGGUAAAAGCUACGGCGACGUGGCCUUCCUCGAGCAACACAACCUUCUUGCAAACAUCCUCGGUUUAAGUUCCACUGGUUGGGCAGAGGGGUGGACGUCAUCAGACUACGAGUUGCUUUGUGCUGAUGGUCGUCGGGCCCCGCUGUCAGAGUGGGAGAGCUGUAACCUCGGAGACAUCCCACCGAACAGCAUCAUGACGCGAUCAGUGCUCACGGCACGAGUGCACGACUUCCUCAUAAAGUCACAGGAAACUUUUGCAGCCAACCCAAACACAGAGUUCAAGCUCUUUGAGUCUCUGCAAUAUGGAGAAAGUGAUCUGCUGUUCAAAGAUGCAACUCACUGUUUUAUGCACACACGCCACAUGGACUACCGCACCAUCCUCGGAGAGGAGUUUUACAGUCAUGCAGAAACGGUCUUCAACUGCACACACUCUGGUACGACUGUAGUCAGAUACACCUGCUUGAUUCUCAAACGAAUAAUCACAAUACCGCCCACAUGCUAAUGUUUAUAUGUAUUUUCCUUAUGGCAGAUAUCUUGGAGUUUUGUAAUCAGGACGUGUGCAGCAUAUUCUAAUGGACACACAGAGGGGAAAGUUACUUUUCUCUUUGCUACUCAGUGGUUCAACCCUUCAUCCACAAUCUUGUUCCAUCCAAAUCCGAUGUCUGCAAACCAUCACUGGUAUCGCUUCAACGACAUUCUUCUUUAUUCCUUAUUACUAUUGAUACACGUUAAAGGAUAAAGACAAUCAACUUUCAGAUGCCAUUGUAACUUAAAAUGUUGUGUAAUGGCACACAUAUGGGUUUGAAAUUGAUGUGUAGAAUAUGGAUAUGUAACCAUGUGUUAAAUUUGUACAUGCAUCAAUUAUUGGUGUGAGACUGGUAAUAUAAGAUACAUGGAGAUGCCAUUUUAAAUUAAUGUCUAUAACUAUUGUUUGUUAGUCUUAAAGGAGCUCUUACACUUGUUUACAGACUGUUUGACAUUGAAGCUUUGGUUUGAAUAAAGAUAUCCAAACUUCACAGGAAGAACAACUUA
Molecule: messenger RNA, 2920 nt
Organism: Cyclopterus lumpus (lumpfish)
Lineage: Eukaryota; Metazoa; Chordata; Actinopteri; Perciformes; Cyclopteridae
Gene: sxph
Exons: 16
Coding region: 180-2390 (736 amino acids)
Biological process (GO): iron ion transport
Cellular component (GO): recycling endosome; plasma membrane; early endosome
Source: RefSeq, a predicted model, not a curated record